This is a messenger RNA of Rotaria sp. Silwood2, 249 nucleotides long. The record is from the annotation of a GenBank genome assembly. NCBI's taxonomy places the organism in Eukaryota, Metazoa, Rotifera, Eurotatoria, Philodinida, Philodinidae.
AUGCCUCUUUUAAGCAGUCUUGAAAAAUAUCUUCAUCUACCGGAAGUUCAAGCUGAUUUACAACGUGCAACACCUGAUUGUAAUCCUGACUGUAUCCAAGAUUUUCGUGAUGGUGCUUUUGCAAGAAGUCACCCGAAUUUUCGAAAUUCAACUCAUCUCAAAAUUGAAAUAAAUUCUGAUGAUUUAACAAUGACUAAUCCCAUAUCUCAUCAUGCUCAUUCUAUGUUUUCUUCUACUGAUUCUUGCUGA